AUGCGCCCAGCCUCCCUCUGGCUGCUGCUCGCAGCGCAAGCCAAAGCCCACGAGCGCCGCCAUGAACCAACAGCCGUCCGCAAGAUGCCCGCCGACCAGGGCGCCAAGUUCCACCACGAGUACUGCGCCUUCGACGACAGUCCCAGUCCCCAGCAGAUGCCCCAAGGGUUAUUCGCGUCCGAACCAAUACCAAACCCACCACCACCGCCAGCCGCCCUCGCAGCCCGCAGCACCCACGACACCGACGACGCCCGCCGGCUGUGGGCGAAUUCCUCUGCCGAACUCGCCGUGCGGGCUCCUUUUGGAGUCUUGUUCGGCUCGGACGAACCCCCCCAACAAAACGACCACGAAAAAAGGGAGGAAAACGACUGGAACAUCCUCCGCCGCGCGGCCUCGGCCCUCUCCCAGCUCAACCAGCGCCAAUGGGCCUGUCCCAGCGGCACCACCAGCUGUGCAGCCAUCGGCUUCCCCCACAGCUGCUGCGGGCGCGACGAGACGUGCAUGGCGGUGGACGAUACUGGACUAGGACCUGUGGGUUGUUGUCCCGCGGGUGCUACGUGCAGUGGGGGGAUUUCGGGGUGCGCGGGGGGGAGUACGGCGUGUGAUAGUCAGGUUGGUGGGGGGUGUUGUAUACCCGGGUGGGUUUGUCAGGGUGUGGGGUGCGUCCAACCCGCACCCUCCCCACCACCAGCCCCAACAACCCUCACCACAACCUCCACAAGCAUCAUCUCCGCCCCCCAAGGCACCCCCUCCACCAUCCUCGUCACAGUCAUCAUAACCAUCACCCCCUCCUCCACCUCCGCCCCGCACCCCAUAACCUCCACCAUCACCCACACCACCACCGCUUCCCCUUCCCAUUCCCCCUCCUCCUCCCAAUCCCAGGAAUCCUCCUCCUCAAGUGGAGAAGCAGGCGCCCCCUGGCGACCAACCUCUUCCGCUGCGCAACCGACAAACCCAGCUUACUGCCCAACUGGGUUUUAUCCGUGUUUGGCACGUGCAGGAGGCGGGUGCUGCCAGACAGGACGGGAUUGUGCGACGGCUUCGUGUCCGGCGCCGGGGCCGAUGACGACUAUCGUGGGAGGGAAUGGGAACGGGGUGACUGUUGUUGUGCCUGUGCCUGAGGGAGGGGGUCAGGAGACUGGAGGGGCGUGUGCGAACGGGUGGUUUUUGUGUGGGAGUGAUCAGGAUCAUAAUCAGGGGGGUGGGGAGAGUGACAGAGGGUGUUGUCCGCAGGGGUAUGAAUGUGGGACGGCGAGUUGUUUUGCGCGGCCUACGGAGAAGGGGGUGCCGUCGGCUAGUGUGGCUAAGGGGGUGCCGGGCAAUUCGGGAGGUGGGAGGGUUAGGGUUAGGGUUGGGGUUGUUAUCAAGUUGGGGAUUAUCAUCGGGUUAGGGUUGGCCUUGUGA
Molecule: messenger RNA, 1404 nt
Organism: Dichotomopilus funicola
Lineage: Eukaryota; Fungi; Ascomycota; Sordariomycetes; Sordariales; Chaetomiaceae
Exons: 2
Coding region: 1-1404 (467 amino acids)
Source: RefSeq, a predicted model, not a curated record